Molecule: messenger RNA, 93 nt
Organism: Linum tenue
Lineage: Eukaryota; Viridiplantae; Streptophyta; Magnoliopsida; Malpighiales; Linaceae
Source: the annotation of a GenBank genome assembly
AUGGCGAUCGGAGACACAUUGCUUCAACUUCACCGAAGGCGAGUGCACCAUCACACUGAAGGACAUCGCCAUCCUAACCGAUUUGCCCAUUGA